Molecule: messenger RNA, 375 nt
Organism: Iphiclides podalirius (scarce swallowtail)
Lineage: Eukaryota; Metazoa; Arthropoda; Insecta; Lepidoptera; Papilionidae
Source: the annotation of a GenBank genome assembly
AUGAUCCGAGAAAUUUCGACUGAUAUAAUUUUUUUAAAGACCGAACGAAAUACAUUCGGAUAUUCCAUUCGGGUCUAUGCACACAUCGGCAUCGGGGCGAUUUCGGCGGUUCGCAGAGUUUGUCGACAAUUUUCCAAUUUGCACUCGAAAGUCCGAUACGAGUCUGAGCGGGGGGCGAAUAGACCGCGUCGCGGCGAGGUCGACUGGGGUGCUGGUGCGGGGGGGAGGACGCGGACGUACGAAAAAGCUGGAGGCGCCCUUGGCGUUGGGGGCGUCGGGGGCGUCGGGGGCAAACACGCCGUCUCCCGGGACCCGCUCAUUAGUUGCGCAAACAAGCCGGCGGCCACUUUGACAAGCAGCGCGGCAGCACUCGCC